UACCCGUCCGGAAGUGGUUUUUGGCCGCUGCAGGGCAACACCCCGGCGUCCCUGGAAGCGGGGAGCCGGGGUGGUGCUGGCGAAGCGGCGCAGUCAUCGCCCAGAGCCUGUCGGGUGGGGGACCGGUGUUCAAGCCCAGGCCAAGCAUGGCUGGACCAUCCAUCCGCAUGGGGGACCAGCUGGUUCUGGAGGAAAAUUAUGACGAGACCUACAUUCCCAGUGAGCAAGAAAUUCUUGAAUUUGCUCGAGAAAUUGGUAUUGAUCCCAUGAAGGAACCGGAACUGAUCUGGUUGGCACGGGAGGCCAUUGUGGCCCCACUGCCUAUGCAUUGGAAACUAUGCCAGGACAUCACAGGUAAUAUUUACUAUUUCAACUUUGCCAACGGGCAGUCCACAUGGGACCAUCCAUGUGAUGAAUUCUUUCGGAAGUUGGUGAUCCAAGAGCGGGGGAGACUGUCAGCUCCUGGGGCAGUUAAGAAGAAGGACAAGAAAAAGAAAAAGGAGAAGAAAGACAAGAAGGACAAAGAGGCCUGCAAAAGUCCACUGGCUCUGGGUUCCUCAUUAGCCCCGAUCCAUGUUCCUCUCGGGGGCCUGGCUCCUUUACGAGGCCUCGUGGAUGCCCAACCCUCUGCUCUUCGUGGAUCUCAAAAUGUGAGUCCGGGGAGCUCUGCAGAAUCUGGUCAGCUCGAGGAAUUCCCACCGCCUCCACAGGGUCUCAAGACUUCUGUUUCUACAAAAGGUCUCUUGGGCCCCAUCCAUGAGGAUAAGAAUGCUGUCAACCUCUUGGCUUUAGGGGAAGAGACCAAUGAGGAUGAGGAGGAGAGUGAUAUCCAGAGUGUCCACAGCUCCAAUGAGUUUUUUAAGAACCUGCACCUGGAUCUCGGGUCCCUGGGGGAGAACUUUGAAUAUGAGGAGUCUCCAAGAACAAGUCAGCCAGUGGAGAAGGACAUUUCUCUUGAUUCAGACAUUGCUGGCCCCACUACUCCUGGAAAGCUCUUCAGACAAGGUGCAGACAGUAGUCUGAGCAGUGCUGAUGACAAGGGACCACAGGACAGAAGGUCAAGCUCUUGGCUCCCAGGAAAAGAAGAGAAUGAGAAGAGUGACCCUGUGGCUUUCACAUGUCCGGUGACUCCUGGAGUCGACCCUGGGCUUGAUCAGCUUGCCAAGGCCUCUAAAAAGGGCUCUAAAGAGGAACUGAUAGAUAUAAGAGAGAAAGGUUCCUUGACAGAAGAAGCUGCAAAAGAGCUAAAGAAGGAGGCUUUUACCCCAAAAGAGAGCAGAUCAGAUGCCAUCGAAGACUUGAAGAUUAGUGAACGUAUGAAGGAACCACAGCUCUCAGACUCCAUGGCUUCUGACCCCAAGUGCUUCCUUGGCCUGGAAUUUGGUUUUCAUAGCCGAGUCACAGAGGACCUGCUAGAUGGUGAUAUGCUUUCCCCAGACCUCCACGAUGGAGUCCACUGCGAGACUCAGGGGUUAGGAAGAGGAGACCAGGAUGGCAGCCAGUCCAGCCGAGAAGAUCUCCAGAGCAAGCAGUGCAAAGGCUCGGAGAGGUUGUCUCCUCUGCUACAUGGGGAGUGGCCCCAGAGUCUGCUUCAUAGCCAGAUCACUGAAGAAGACCCUCCAAAGCCUCCUGAGGGGCAACCUGAGUGGAUGGAAGCAGGGGAGCCUGAGGAGGACUCUGUAGCCAGCCCCAUCCUGCCGGUGUCCCUCCAGAGGGAGCAGGCCCCAAGCCCAGCAGCUGCCCGUGAGAGAGGCCAGGCCAAGGAUCUGGGCCCUGGGCAGAAAGCGACCGAGGAGCCCAAGGAGAAUGUGGCAGUCAGUACUGUCCCACCAGUCUCUCCGGAGGUGACAUCCACAGAACCUGCGGGUCCCACAAAGCAGUUCUCAGAGCCUGCACUAAAGGCCAUGGAAGAGGCAGUAACCCAGGAACUUGAGAAAGACCAGAGGCAGCUGCUGGAAUUGCAGCAAGAGAAGAUACAACAGCUGCAGGAAAGACUAUGGCAAGAGGAGGAAGAGGAGAUGCUCCAGCUUCACCAAAGAAAGGAGAAGUCCUUUAGUUCCCUGAAGGAGCAGCUGCAGAAAACCACUGAGGAGGAAGAAGCUCAGAUGAAAGAGGAGGAGGGUCGGAGGCUGGCCUGGCUCCGGGCCCAGGUCCAGUCUAGUGCAGAAGCAGAUGAGGAACGAAUUAGAGCUGAGCAGGAGGCAUCCCUGGAGAGGCUAAGAGAAGAGUUUGAGGCUCUACAGAAGGCUGAGAGGGCCAGCCUGGAACAGAAAAGCAGGCGGGCGCUUGAAGAACUCAGGGAAGAGCUGGAGGCCUCGGAGGAGACAGCACGUGUUGCUUUGAAGACCAAGAAUGAAGAGGCUUUGUGGCAACUGAGGGAGCAGCUGGAAGGGGAGAGGAAAAAAGCAGUGGCAGUGCUGGAGAGGGAGCACAGUGCUGAGCUGGAGCGGCUCUGUUCCUCGCUGGAGGCCAAGCACCAGGAGGUGGUCUCCGGUCUCCAGAAGAAGAUAGAGGCAGCCCAGCUUCAAGAAAACCUUGGGUGGGCAGAGCAGAGAGUGCACCAGAAGGCUCACCAGGUGAUUGAGUAUGAGCAGGAGCUCAGCAGCAUCCUGCGAGAGAAGCGCCAGGAGGUGGAAAGGGAACAUGAGAGAAAGCUGGACAAGAUGAAGGAGGAGCACUGGCAAGCCAUGGCUGAGGCCCAAGAGCGGUAUGAAGCCGAGGAGAGGAAGCAUCGGGCCGACCUCCUGGGACGCCUGACUGCAGAGCUGGAGCGGCUUCGGGGGGCCCAUGAACGAGAACUGGAGAUUGUGAGGCAGGAGCAGGAGCAGCAGCUGGAGGACCUGCGGCGCCGGCACCGGGAGCAGGAAAGGAAAUUCCAAGACUUAGAGGUGGAACUUAAAACCAAAACCAAGGAUGUCAAGGCCAGAAUGGCUCAGCUGGAUGUCCAGGAGGAGACUGUGCGGAAGGAGAAGCAGCAGCUGCUUGAUGUACAGAGGCAGGUUGCUCUGGAGAGUGAGGAAGCUACAGCCACCCAUCAGCACCUGGAAGAGGCAAAGAAGGAGCACACCCACAUGGUGGAGUCAAACUGGCAGCUCCGAAGGAUUCUGGAUGAGCUGCAGGCCCACAAGGUGGAGCUGGAGUCCGAAGUGAAUCUGCUGCAGGCACAGAGACAGAGGCUGCAGAGACACAUCAGCAGCCUGGAGGCUGAAGCUCAGAGGAAGCAGAACAUCUUGAAAGAGCUGGCUGUUGAGGAAAACAAUUCUUCCACACAUUUUGAGCCAGAUCUCCACAUUGACAACCUGAAGAAAUCACUUGGGACAAGCAAGGAGGAGACCAUCUUGUCCUCGGACAGCGUGCGACACUACCUCUCUGCCGAAGGGGUGGCUGUCCGUAGUGCCAAGGAGUUCCUGGUGCAGCAGACACGCUCCAUGAGGAGGCGGCAGACAGCCCUGAAAGCUGCCCAGCAGCACUGGCGCCAUGAGCUGGCCAGUGCCCAGGAGGAACCUGAUGACCCACUGGGCAGCAGGGUCCUAGAAGAUGUGCGCAAGAACCUGGAGGAGGAAAUCAGGCACUUGGGUGAGAUAAAGUCAGCCAUGCAGAAAGGCCACGACCUGCUGAUGCAGAAAGAGGAGAGGUUGAAUCAGUUGGAGUCCUCUCUUCAGGAAGAGGUGUGUGGCAGAGCUCGGAGCACCAGAGAAACCGAACACCAAGGCCUCGGUCCCACUCAUCCGAAAGGCAGUGAGGUAGAAAGCACGCAGGAAAGGAUAGCACUAAUGGCCUCAGAUGAGGACACUCUGAGAGGGGGCCCUGCCAAGAAGCUGGUGACCUUCGACCUCAGUGAUACAGAAGACCUAAGCAGUGAAAUAUCCUCCAUAUCCUCCCCCUUACCUUAUGUCACCUCAACCCCAAGUCCUGUCUUCUCCAGCAAGAUCCAUUACCUGAGCAGCUCCCUGCAGCGGAUCAGCAGUGAGCUGAAUGGUGUCCUUGGUGUGCUGGGCAGCCUCGGCACUCAGCCACCGCCACCGCUCUUUACCUCCUCACCAUCCUCCAAGAGCACCUCUGUUCCUGCCUACUCCUCCCUGAACAAGGUCUCAGCCUCAUCCCCUGCAGCGUCCAUGUCCACCCAGUGGGCCUGGGACCCAAGGCUGGGACCCAGACUCUCCUCCUCUAUGGAGCAAACAGUGGAUGACUUCCUGCUAGAGAAGUGGCGCAAGUAUUUUCCCUCUGGCAUCCCCUUGCUCAGCAGCUGCCCUGGUCCCCUGAAGAACAGGCUGGGCUAUGUGUCUGUCAGUGAGCAGCUCCGCCACCUGCAACGGCCCCAUUCCCGAGUCCCGGAGGUGGGCAGCACCAGUAUCCAGGACAUGAUUGAAGCUAACCGCAAGUGGCUAGACCAUUUCAAGAAUGACCCCAAAGUACAUCUCUUCUCCUCGGCGCCCAGGCCAGCAGCCACUUCAGAGGUGCUGCAUCUGGGCCUGGAUGAGAACAACAGACUGAAUGUGUAUCACUGUUGAGCCCCAAGGUGGGCUUGGCAGCUGGCUCCUCCCCAGACCAAGUGCCUGAGCAGCUGCCUGCACUUUAUUCCGACAGAGGAUGCUCCUGUCCUCUGCUGUGCCCCACGCGGGACUUGGAGGAACCAUGAGGGGCUAGAGAUGAGUGGAAAGGCUGGGAUGAUGGAAAGCAUUAGCCACACUGUCUGUGACCAAGAACCUGAUCUCGGGCUGAAAUGCGUGGACUUACCUGAGCUCGUGCGUGGACUUGGCAGCACUGAGGAAGUGUGGCCACUGAGGAGCCUCAGGGACAUGGGCACCUUUGGGAUGAAGGGUGGCAUUCAUAGAGCUGCCUUGUAGGUCAAAGAAAUCCCUCUGGAGUGGGAUUGGUCCCGGGGACCAACAGGGACCUGCUGGGCUUCACCCUGCAGGACAAAGCCUCCCAGUAUGUUUGUGCCCUGGGACCUGGCUCUUCUGGGCCAGCAUCUAUAUCUGAUACCUCAGCGUUGUUGAGAUCACAUCCUUUUUUUUUUUCUUUCUUCUUGAAUGUCUCCUUUCUGGGGCAUUCUACCUUUCCUUUUGACUGUCUCAGGACUGGGCUCAGCUGUGUGCAGAGCCCUGCUGGAAGCUGGAAGCUGGAAGCUGGCCCCAGGACGUUUGGCCUCUUCCCCUCUGCCAGCACUGUGCUUUCCUCAAGGCUGUUGGGAGUGCCCUCCCCACUCCACCCCACCCCUUCCCCGGGGCUCCUCUCAGCUAGUAUCUCAGGUCUCACGCCCACUUCUUCCGGAAGCCAGAAGCAACAGGAAAGGAUGAUGGCUUCUGGCUUUCAUCGAAGUUUUUCUCUUCCUGGAAUACCUUGGGUGCAAUCAUGGCCCUGUUUCCGUCUAUCUUUUCUACUUGUGCCACCCUUGUCUGAUCCCAGAGCUUGGCAUGAGGUCUGGGCUAGUGCCUGGCAUUGGCAUUGAGGGGUCUUGUACCAGGCAGAGCUGCCACUCUGCUGGCACAGCUUCCUGCAGACCCACUGCCCCUGCCCAUUCUUAGGUUCCUUAUGGGGCUUCCGGGAAUGUUCUCAGACAUCUGUUCUGUUGUUAAACAAAAUGCCCUAGUUUUUAAUCUUGAAAGCCAUGGGGUUGCCCUUGUUUCCUCAGCCCUUAGAAACCAACUCUCACUGUCCCACCACUCAUUUGUUUGACAUGGAAAAAGACCUGAAGAUCCAGUGGCUUUUUUACCCCUCUCUGAUAUUUUCUAGGCAGCACACAGAAGAAGUCUUUUGUUGUUUGGCUCAGCCUGUGUGCUUUGGGAAUAGCUCAUGUGAUACGACCAACUCUGGUGACAAUCCUGUUUUCUGCAUCAAUUAAAUCUUUGCAGGUACAUUUUCUACAAGGCAGUCGUGUGGAUGGAUCUCCUCUUUGGAGGCUUUGGCCUCCUGAGAAGAAGGGAGGAAGGGAAAAUUAAUAUUUGCAGAACAUCUUCCUGAAUAUCUGAUUUAAUCACCACAACAAUGUAGAUACUGAUUUAGAUAUUUUCUGCUCCAUUCUUAUGGAUGAGGGGAAACCAAGGGUCAUAGACUGUUAAGUGCUUGGGGCCCAAGUAAAGUAUAGAACCCUGCACACUGUCCCUGCUACCCCAGAGCACCCUCACCCACUUUGGGAGGAGUUGAUAUUCUCUCUCUCUCCUUUGCCUCCUCCUUGCUCCCCUCCCAACCACCUGAAGACCCAUAGUGCCAUUUCCCAAAGGUCAGUGUUUUCCCCCUCAUGCAGGCAAAUGAAAGAUAAGCCUCCCUUUCCCAGGUCCUAAGCUGGCAGUUAGGUAUCCUGUUCUCUGCCCCAGUGGUCUGAGCAACCUAUGGAAACUUGUAGUCUUGGAUUUGUAGCAACAAAAUUGAUAGGCUAACCAAUUGAGCUGGCCACGAUUCAUGGAUUUGCAUACAGAAGACCA
Molecule: messenger RNA, 6425 nt
Organism: Fukomys damarensis (Damara mole-rat)
Lineage: Eukaryota; Metazoa; Chordata; Mammalia; Rodentia; Bathyergidae
Gene: Cep164
Product: centrosomal protein 164
Exons: 32
Coding region: 147-4511 (1454 amino acids)
Molecular function (GO): protein binding
Source: RefSeq, a predicted model, not a curated record